GGCGCUCGCUCGGCCGCGGCCUUCUCUCUCUCUCCACCCCUUUCUCUUCUCUCUCUCGCUCGCUCGCUCGCUCGGCCGCCUUCUCUCCAAGCGGCGACGACAGGGGAGUAGCGCCGCCCUUGCCAGUUCUUCGUCGGGCGCUUCACCGGCCGACAAGGCAGGCAGGCAGGCAGGUGGCAGGACAUGCUUCGGGUUUCACCUUGUACUUUCAAGGCAGGACUGGUGGUGAUUUUAUAGAGCAGCAGCCUUGUCUUGUACACUGAACAUGUGGACCAACAUUUUCAAAAUAGGGGAGCUCCAAACAGUUUCAUGGUUUCAGUUUCUUCCUAUUGAACCGGAUGCAAGUACAACUAAAGAGAGAAGUUCAAAGGCUGAGCAGAAAGAUGCUCUUAAUAACAUUGUGCUGUCGGCAUAUCUUCACUUACAAAGUGAAGGUUUCCUAAGUACCUGGACGAAUUCCUUUGUUGGUCCAUGGGAUCCAUCUCAAGGAGAGCAUAACCCUGAUGAGAAGAUCAAGCUCUGGUUGUUUCUUCCUGGCCGCCACUCAUCGGUAUCUGAAAUGGCCCAAACUGCUGUAAACAAACUAAGAGUUGCGUCAAAUGGUUUAUGGGUAGCCCCAGGCAACUCAGAAGAGGUAGCUGCUGCACUGUCUCAGGCCUUAAGAAAUUCUUUAGAAAGAUCACUAAGAGGGCUUUCGUAUGCAAGAUUUGGCGAUGUUUUUACAAAAUACAACCCCCCUACAAGAAAUCAAAACAGCUUUAGGCGAGCGCAGCCUACAGUAGAGUUUGUCUUUGCUGCCACCGAGGAAGCAAUAUUUGUGCACGUGGUAAUAUCUGCUAGGUACAUGCGGAACCUUUGUAGUGAUGACAUAGAGAAAGUUCUCACUCAUUCUCCUCGCUCUGUUGGUGAAGGUCUUCCAGUUAUUGUUGCUCCUAGUGGAAUGCUGGGUAGGCUUGUCGGCUGUUGUCCGAGUGAUCUUGUGAGACAAGUAUAUCCAAGCAAAUCCUCGGCAGCUAGUUUGCCAGGUUUUACUCAACCUACCGUAUGUCAGCUGAGAGGCCAAAGUUACUAUGUUGAAGUUGCACUUGGCUUUCCCGCUGCUUCAGGUGACAAAGUUUCUGAAUCAGAACAUAUUCAGAUUAAAAAAGAAAUGGAUUCAGCGAAGGACUCUCAGUUGGGUGCUGAUGGACAGCGAAAGGUAGAAUCACCUGAUAGCCUUCCAGUUCUUGAGAGGACAUUCAUUUACCCACCUGAGGCUGUUUUGGUACCUAUGGUCCAUCAAGCAUUUGUUCGUUUUUCUAGCAAAAGAAUGUGUUUACAAGGCUUGCUGGGAGGUUCAUUAUGGGAGGCAUGGCCAUUCUGGAAUUUUUCUCCAUCUUCUUACUUUCAGAACAGCUCUUUCCUAGGAUCUUCUCGUGGACUUGGAGUGAAUUCUAAUUUUCUGAGACUAAGAAGAAAAAAGAACAAGUGCAACGGCACAGCUAGUAGUAUUAGUAGUGUGAGUAGCACUUCUGAUGGAAGUGAACGCGCAGUUGCUACUGAAGGCGAUCUUUUAGCUGAUGCUGACUCUAUGGCAUGCCGUCAGUCUGAUAUGCCUUCCAACAAUGAUAAUGCCGGUAGCAAGAUGGUAUCCAAGCGUCCCCGUUCUGAAAUAACGGAAGUUUCUUCUCAUGCUGGCAAAGAUGUAAGUGAAAAUGUACGAGGUGCAAAUGGUCAAGUUGGGCGCCCUUGGGGCUGGGAUGAUGAGGGUGUUGUGAUGGACAUCAAUAUACUUCUCUCAGAGUUUGGAGAUUUUAGUGACUUCUUUCAAGAAGAGGAGUUAGAUUUUGGUGAGCCUCCAGGUACUGCCGAAUCACAUGCUCUAGUGAUUCCUGCUUCCGACUUUGGAGAUGUCACAUUCACAGAUAGUCCAUCCACAGCAAUGGAUAUCCCUGAACAAAGACUUUCUCCUGUUGGUUUCACAUCUAUGGAGGCAUUUGACCACCAAAUUAUGGCCCCUGCUCAGGAUGCUGUUUCUAAAGUUCAAGAACCUCAGAAAGAUAUUGCAACACCUGCACAGUCCCAGUCAUUAGUUUUAUCGUCUGGAAGAUUUGAUUAUCUUACCAAGGCUGAAGCAAUGCUCACAUUUGCUCCAGAAUAUGCAGCUGUUGAAGUUUCUGUUGCUGAGAUGCCAACAUCUUUGUUUACAAAUCCGUACUUGCCCAGAUCAAAGAAACCAGGCAGUUCUAGUUUUAGUUCAAGAGUUUAUUCAUAUGAUGUUACACAAAGUUCUCAAAUCGAGCCCGCAGGAGACAAGCCUGAGAAGCCUUCUAAACUAACAUCUGGUAAUCCUUUACGUGAUGUUGAUUCAUCAAACUUAUACACACUUGUCCAAGGUAGGAAGAAAGAGAGUGAGAAGAGCUUAAACAGUACCGACAUGCAGCCAAGUAAGGGAGAAAAAUCACCACCUAUUUCUGGUGUGACUUCAUUUAGUUCUUCUCUUGUUUCACAAAAGAAGAGUGACAGCAUGUUUAAUGCCGGGUAUCUUCUGCUAUCUAUGAAGACUGCUCUUGCAACUGAAAUUGAAUGCAUCACCUUCCAGGCUGCCUUGUGCAGAAUUAGGCAUACCCUAUUGUCUUUGAGAAGCAAGGCGUCUGCUGAGUUUAACAGCACAAUGUCUAGUUUUAUGCAGACAGAUGUCAGCAAUAAAUCAGACCUCACCCCCAAGUAUGACAUAAGAAAGAAAGAAAUGAUGCCCAUAAGGUUGUCCAGUGAUGUUGAGCAUGAAACUCAUGACAGAUCCUUGAUGGAAAGUGUGGGAAUUUGGAGGCCCAUUGUUACUCCUAAAGGGUCAAACUCCCUUGAGCCUUUGUCUGCUAAAACAUUAACUGGUGCAAGCCCAAGUCUGUCUAUGCAAAGGCAGCCUGUUGUGGAUCUUCUCUUUGCCAUGGCACUGCUCGUUCAACAAUCUACUUCAUUUGUUGAUAUUUCACUUGAUAUGGAUGAUGGGGAUGGUUCUUUUUUCUGGCUUUCCCUGGAUGAGCAAAAGAGACGUGGGUUUUCUUGUGAUCCUUCAAUGGUUCAUGCUGGCUGUGGUGGUCUAUUAGGAACAUGCCAUUCGAAGGAUUGUGCUGGUGUUGAUUUAGUUGAUCCACUUUGUGCUGAGGUUUCAGAGUCAUCCAUGUUUAGCUUGUUGCAGUCAGAUAUAAGGACAGCUCUCAAAGCUGCCUUUGUAAACAUGGAUGGCCCAUUAUCAGUGACUGAUUGGUGCAGGGGUCGAAGCAAUCCAGCUGAGUCAGCAUCUUCGGGAGAUGCAUACUCUUUUCAGUACUCCACUGGUGAUAUCCGGGAGCCGUCAAGCACUAUGUCCAUUGGUGGAGAUUCAAUGAGCCCACCUCAGCCGACCAGUAGCAACCGAGGCACUUCAGAGCUGGAGCACCAAAAGGGAUAUCACCGUGUUAGACCAACCAUUGCUGUCCUCCCUUCACCUUCUGUGCUUGUCGGUUACCAGGAUGAUUGGUUGAAAGCCUCGGUGAAUGGUCUUAAGACUUGGGAGAAAGCUCCUUUUGAACCUUAUGCCUCGCCCAAGCCUGUUACUUACUAUGCACUUUGCCCCGACAUUGAUAUGCUUACUUCAGCAGCCACUGAUUUUUUCUUGCAGCUUGGAACAGUUUAUGAAGUUUGCAAACUGGGAACUCAUUCACCACAAAACAGUGGAGGACAAAUGGAACUGUCUCCUGGAAAAUAUUUGCCUUCAGGACUUGUUCUAGUUGAGUGUCCUGAUCAGUUGAAGAAGGUUGGCAACAACUACUUAAGUCCCAUCAGUUCGAUAAGUGACUAUCUUCAAGCUUUUUCGAAACAUUGGAGUGUGAAAAGCUUUGUAACAUCUGUGUCGAGGAUACUCAGGGAUAUAAAACUCACUUCAAGCAUCUCUACAAAUCAAAAAGAGAGCAGUAGUGGACCUUGCACUGUAAUUUAUGUGGUCUGCCCAUUUCCAGAUCCCUGUGCAAUUCUACAGACACUAGUUGAAUCUUCUGUUGCUCUUGGAUAUGUUAUUUUAUCCCCAGAGAGGGAAAGGAAAUCACUGUAUUUCCAGGUUGCCAAAGCACAAAACAGCAGUGCUUCUGCAGACGAAGCAUCGGCAUCAAAUGUUGUAAUGCUCUCUGGGUUCAGUAUACCUAAGCUCGUCUUGCAGAUUGUUACUAUUGAAACCGUACUGAGAAUUGAUAAGCCAAGCAAUGAGCUUGCUGUUUUGAAGGACAUAGCAUUCACAGUGUACAACAAGGCGCGACGAAUCCCACGAGCUGUUUCCACAAACGACAUGUUUCAGUCACCUACUUAUUUGGGUAGAUCUCAGUCUACAAUGAUGCAUGUUACAUCGCCUGCUCCUACACUUUGGAAAGAAUGUUUAGUUCCUCGGAUGUCUGGACCAACUCUCUCUCGAGAGACAGAUUAUGACGCACCCAUGAGGUCGGCAACAUGGGAUAACUCAUGGCAGCCUGCUCGUGCUGGAGGACUGCUGGACCCAAGUAAGAUCCCAGAUUUAUUUGCUCAAGAUGAUAGGAAGUAUGCUUUUGAGCCUCUUUUCAUACUAGCAGACCCUGGGUCCGUUGAUCCUAAUGCUUCAAUGGAAUCGUCAAAAUCUGGAUCAGAUGCUGGUGGCAGCGGGGUUUAUGGAUCAAUCUCAGGAAGCACCUCUGAUAGUAGUGUGAGCCCUCUACUCGAUGGAUCUGAGAGUGACAGAGCAGCAAGUCUCCAUUGCUGCUAUGGUUGGACUGAGGACUGGCGAUGGUUAGUAUGCAUCUGGACAGAUUCUAGAGGAGAGUUAUUGGAUAGCCUAAUAUUUCCUUUUGGUGGUAUUAGUAGCCGCCAAGACACUAAAGUUCUCCAAAGUCUUUUCAUUCAAAUUCUGCAGCAGGGUUGUCAAAUAAUGUCAUCUUCACCUGAGGCUAGCAAUAUGCGACCAAGAGAUGUCAUAAUAACUCGUACUGGAGGUUUUCUUGAACUUGAAAUUCAAGAAUGGCAAAAGGCAAUAUAUUCUUUUGGUGGUAAUGAAGUCAAGAAGUGGCCUGUGCAGUUACGGCGAUCCAUACCUGAGGGUAUUCCAUCUAAUUCUAAUGGUCCUACACUCCAGCAGCAAGACAUGGCAUUGAUUCAAGAUAGAAACAUGCCUUCCUCACCAAAUCCUUUGUAUAGUCCUCAUUCAAAAGCAAGUUACAUGAAAGGUGGACUUGGACAAUCAGGCAACAAAAAGCAGAUCCUAGUGGAACAAACUGGGAUGGACAGUUCAAGGGGUUCACUGCACUUAGUUCGGAGCAUCAGUUUGGUUGCAGUUUCCCAAGAUCAUUCAUUGCAUCUCACAUGUCAAGCAGAUCUGUUGACCCGGCCUGCUUCUGGUGAAGGCAAUCAAGGUGGCAGUGGUCCUUCAAGUUACUUGGAAGGCUUUACUCCAGUGAAGUCCAUUGGGUCGAUGCCAGCAUCACAUUCAUAUCUCCUAGUUCCUUCUCCAAGUAUGAGAUACCUUUCUCCGGCAACAUUACAGCUCCCAACAUGCCUGACAUCAGAAUCUCCACCGCUUGCCCAUCUACUGCACAGCAAAGGGACUGCAAUUCCCUUGGCAAUGGGCUACGUCAUCUCCAAAGCCGUCCCACCCAUAAGAAGGGACUCUGCACAGGUUACCAGGGAGGAUCGGACCUCUGUUCUCUCGGUUAGCAUCAUUGAUCACUAUGGGGGCAGCAUUGGCACAGUUCAAGAAAAGAUGAGUAGAGGCCCUGGUGGCAGCAACAUGAGCAAGCAGGCAAGGAACUUCACUCAGGAGACAUCGACUAGAGACUAUGAGAUGGAGAUGCAUAAUGUGCUGGAAACCGUGGCCGCCGAGCUUCACUCCCUUUCCUGGUUGACAGCAAGCCCGGUCUACACGGAAAGGCGCACCGCUCUGCCCUUCCACUGUGACAUGGUCCUAAGGUUGAGGCGGCUUCUGCACUAUGCUGACCGGCAUCUAACUCAACCAGCAGAGAAGGGAGAGACGGCUUAGAGGGGUGCUAAUUGGGGGUGUAGAUGUCACACAGGAAAAUUAGGGCUAGAUGGUGCUCAAAUCCAAGUGUCUGCGUGUAUGUAUCUAGGUAGGUAGGUGAGGGCACAUCGACGAGCUCUCUAGCCCGAUUUUGCGUUGAUAGUGGGUGAUAACUCUAAUUUGUUGGGUUGAGGAUGUAAUUAAGUGCGCGGAACAGGCUGAUACCUCUCCCUUGAUUAAAUGUAAUAUUGUUGUAACAUUUUUGCUUUGUUUGAUAGAUUGCGCCCUUGGUAUGCGGAGCUAUUAGUUUGUAAA
Messenger RNA from Panicum hallii, 6307 nucleotides. Its product is annotated as mediator of RNA polymerase II transcription subunit 13. Gene Ontology annotation, molecular function: transcription coregulator activity. The record is from RefSeq and is a predicted model, not a curated record. Gene Ontology annotation, biological process: regulation of transcription by RNA polymerase II. Bases 266 to 6013 code for a protein of 1915 amino acids. The transcript is spliced from 23 exons. Gene Ontology annotation, cellular component: mediator complex. NCBI's taxonomy places the organism in Eukaryota, Viridiplantae, Streptophyta, Magnoliopsida, Poales, Poaceae.